Molecule: messenger RNA, 2175 nt
Organism: Theobroma umbraticum
Lineage: Eukaryota; Viridiplantae; Streptophyta; Magnoliopsida; Malvales; Malvaceae
Product: CBL-interacting serine/threonine-protein kinase 25-like
Biological process (GO): protein phosphorylation; signal transduction
Molecular function (GO): protein serine/threonine kinase activity; ATP binding
Source: RefSeq, a predicted model, not a curated record
UAGUUUACUAUCGGCAUAUGACCAAAAACAAACCUCGGCUGCUGAUCCACUGAACAGAAAAUUCUAGCCAGAGGAACAGGGCAAUAAAGCCAAAAGGCAGCGCAAAAGAAAAGAAAAGAAAAGAAUAUGCGGGCCACGGGAACAGAAAAUGAAUUUACUUGAAGAUAAAAAAGUUAACAGAGACGUAAAGUUUAUUAGUCUAUAAUGGUUUGUUGUAACCCUCACCAUCAACGCGUCUUCAUAUUUAUACCGGUAUUCUUUUGGAAAGAUUUUUGUGAGAUUUUCAUUCUGUGUGCUCUUGCGGCAGCCCCAGGUCUUCCAAAAAGACAAUACCAGGUGCUCUAAUGGCAUCUUCUAAACUACCCUUCAAAUCCCCUUCACCCAAAUGCCCUUCCACUGAACACUCUCGUUAAUCAGCUCCGUUGAACCCCACCACAAUCUCCUGAUCAAGUGAAUCAAUGGAAUCUUUCCAAAUCAGCAUAUCCUCUAUCCUUUCCUGGAUUCCCUUACGUUACACAUCUUUGCAGAGCCACACAAGCAGCCUUGAAUCCAUGUUAAAGCAAAAAUUUCAGUAGGAGCAGAGCCAAAAGAGUUAGCAAAUUUUAUUGUGUAGAGAGAAAAAGAGGAUAUAAGGGGGAACUGUCAUGGAGGAGAGGCAUGUCUUGUUUGGGAAAUAUGAGAUGGGGAGACUGCUUGGGAAAGGAACAUUCGCUAAAGUCUACUAUGGGAAGGAACUAACAAGCGGUGAAAGUGUGGCGAUAAAAGUCAUCAGCAAAGAUCAAGUGAAGAAAGAAGGGAUGAUGGAGCAGAUCAAGAGAGAAAUCUCUGUCAUGCGCCUUGUCCGUCAUCCAAACAUAGUGGAGCUCAAAGAAGUCAUGGCUACGAAAACAAAGAUCUUCUUUGUCAUGGAGUAUGUCCGUGGAGGUGAGCUGUUUGCAAAAGUCGCUAAGGGCAAACUCAAGGAAGAUGUUGCUCGUAAGUACUUUCAACAACUAAUCAGCGCAGUUGAUUUCUGCCACAGCAGGGGUGUCUCACACCGAGAUUUGAAGCCAGAGAACCUUCUUUUGGACGAGAACGAAAAUCUAAAGAUCUCUGAUUUUGGCCUGUCAGCGUUGCCCGAACAGCUUCGCAAUGAUGGCCUACUCCACACGCAGUGUGGGACUCCAGCUUACGUUGCCCCAGAGGUUUUGAGGAAAAAAGGCUACGAUGGAUCCAAAGCAGAUAUCUGGUCUUGUGGGGUUAUCUUGUAUGUUCUUCUUGCAGGUUUCUUGCCUUUUCAAGAUGAGAAUCUCAUGAAGAUGUACAGGAAAGUUUUCAAAGCUGAAUUUGAGUUCCCUCCCUGGUUUUCAACAGAAGCAAAGCGCUUGAUCUCUAAACUACUAGUUGCAGACCCUGAAAGAAGGAUCACAAUUCCAGCUAUAAUGCGUGUUCCUUGGUUUAGAAAUGGAUUUGCGCGUCACCUUGCGUUUUCAAUCGAAGAACCAAUGUCAGAUCAUGUAUUGGACGAUGAUUCUACCUCCAAGACCAACAAACAAUCGUCUCCGAAAUUUUUCAACGCAUUCGAGUUUAUUUCCUCUAUGUCAUCAGGCUUUGAUUUGUCAAGUUUGUUUGAAAACAAGAGGAAAUCGGGGACAAUGUUCACGUCGAGGUGUUCAGCUAGUGCCAUCAUGGCUAAAAUUGAAGGUGUUGCAAAAGGGUUGAACUUCAAGGUGGGGAAAGUGAGGGACUUCAAGAUGAAGCUACAAGGCUCAUCCGAGGGGAGGAAAGGGCGCCUAUCCCUGACGGCGGAGGUGUUUGAGGUGGCACCAGAGGUUGCGGUUGUCGAGUUUUCCAAGUCUAGCGGUGACACCUUGGAGUAUGCCAAGUUUUGCGAGGAUGAUGUUAGGCCUGCAUUGAAAGACAUUGUUUGGACAUGGCAAGGUGACAGUUUCAACAAUGGUAGCAACGUUAAAAUAGAGGGAGAAGCAUGUGAAAACCAAGUGCCACAGACAGCCUAACAACAAGUAGAAGUUAGGGAAAUUUUCCUUGUUUACCACUUUUUCUUUUUCUAUCUAUUCUGGAAAGAUAGGUUUGAGGUUGAGAAUUUGUAAAUACUUUUGUGAUUAGUACAGUAAUGUAUGGCUUUGGGUUUUGCACACAGAUAAUAGAUACUGAUUGUGGAGUGUUGGAUGAGAA